Messenger RNA from Prunus armeniaca (apricot), 717 nucleotides. The record is from the annotation of a GenBank genome assembly. Lineage: Eukaryota; Viridiplantae; Streptophyta; Magnoliopsida; Rosales; Rosaceae.
AUGGCGCCGAGGAAACGCAAGAAUCAGAAAGAGGAGCCGGCCGAGGUGACCACGGUGACGACCACGGUGGUGACUCACAGAUCCACUCGGCGAGUGACUCGGAGCUUGACUCGGGGAGCUUCGAGUGCAAACCCGGUUGAGUCACUUCCCGAGUUGCCGGCGCGGAAGAAGUCCAAGGGAGCUCAGAAGAAGAAGGAGCCGAAGAAAGAGAAGGGGGAAGAGGAAGAGAAAGACGAAGCGGAAGCGGAAGGGGAAGAUGUGGAGGAAGAGAAGGAGAAGGCCGAAGAGAGCGAGGAGGGGGCUGAGGCUGAGGCUGAGGGCGAGAAAGAGGAGGUCGAAGGAGACGAAGCUGAGGAGAAUGAUGGUGAGGAAAAGGAGGGGGCUGAGACUGAGGGUGAGAAAGAGGAGGUCGAAGGAGACGAAGCUGAGGAGAAUGAUGGUGAGGAGUCGAACAAGAAGACCAUUGUGAUUGAACACUGCAAGCAAUGCAAUUCAUUCAAGACAAGAGCUAAUCAGGUCAAAGGUGGUUUAGAGAAAGGCGUUCCUGGUAUCACAGUUCUCAUAAACCCUGAUAAGCCAAGAAGGGGCUGCUUUGAAAUACGGGAGGAAGGUGGUGAGACAUUCAUCAGUCUUUUGGGCAUGAAACGACCAUUUAAACCAAUGAAGGAUCUGAACAUGGAGGAAGUCAUUGGCAAUAUAAUUGAGAAGAUCAAAUGA